Molecule: messenger RNA, 725 nt
Organism: Medicago truncatula (barrel medic)
Lineage: Eukaryota; Viridiplantae; Streptophyta; Magnoliopsida; Fabales; Fabaceae
Product: monothiol glutaredoxin-S2
Exons: 2
Coding region: 100-411 (103 amino acids)
Source: RefSeq, a predicted model, not a curated record
GCUUAUUAACUCAACAAACAACACACCAAAACUUCAAGUAUAACUAACACACAUUCCUCACAUAUCAACCAACAUUUUCCACAUUUGACAUUAUAUAUAAUGGAGAGAGUAACAAAGAUGGUUUCAGAAAGGCCAGUGGUGAUAUUCAGCAAGAGUUCAUGUUGCAUGAGUCAUACAAUAAAGACACUAUUUUGUGACUUUGGUGUGAAUCCAGCAGUAUAUGAACUUGAUGAGAUACCAAGAGGGAGAGAGAUUGAACAAGCACUUAUUUCAAGACUUGGUUCUUCUCCAUCUGUUCCAACUGUUUUCAUUGGUGGUGAGCUUGUUGGUGGAGCCAAUCAAGUUAUGAGUCUUCAUCUUAACCGUUCCUUAAUUCCAAUGCUUAAAAAAGCUGGUGCUCUUUGGCUUUAAUCUCAUCACUCAUCAUCAUCCACUCAAUAAACUAACCCGUUUUGGUUAUAUAUAUCUAAUGAGAUCAUAUGUAGAGAGGAAAAAUAUAUAUAUAUAUAUAUGAUGAGCUACUAGAGUUUAUGGCAUAAGGUAAUAAGUCUAACUUAAUUGAUAGAUUUGGGUACCGAUCGAUGCUACACUAUAGAGGAGGAUCCAAGCCCUCUGUUUAGCCUUCUUUUUUCGGGGUUAAAUGUAAUGUUUUUGAUGUAAUGUUCUCUUUUUGAUAAGUAUGACAAUUAAUAAAUAUGGAUCCAUGAGUUAUCUUUUUGUAUCAA